UAUGCAAUUAAAAGCAACAUGACCGUAAUAAUUGCUUUCACUAAAAUGAUUCUACUUAUAUAAUCUGGGCAUCGCUAUUUAUGGCUUAUGUUUGGAAGAAAAGCGGUAACAUAGAAAUGCUAAUGAAAAGCCAUACUACCAAAAGUUGUUAACAAAUCUCACACAGUAAACUAACUUCUCAUAUAGAGAAAGAGAUGGCGGCAGAUGUAGGAUGCUGUGGAACAAAAUUCUGGCUGUACUUGAUAGUCAUCGUAGGAUUGGUAUGCUUCGCUGGUCUGAUGGCCGGGCUCACUCUUGGGCUCAUGUCUUUGGGCCUCGUCGACCUCGAAGUUCUCAUCAAAUCAGGUCGUCCUCAACAUCGCAUCCAUGCUGCCAAAAUUUUCCCUGUUGUUAAGAACCAGCAUCUUUUGCUUUGCACUCUUUUAAUUGGAAAUUCCUUAGCCAUGGAGACUCUUCCAAUUUUUCUUGAUGCUAUUGUGCCCCCUUAUGCUGCUGUUUUGAUUUCAGUCACUCUCAUCCUCAUCUUUGGAGAGAUAUUGCCUCAAGCAAUUUGUACUCGAUAUGGGUUAACGGUUGGAGCAACACUAGCCCCAUUUGUUCGUGUUCUUCUUAUAGUAUUCUACCCUAUCUCUUAUCCAAUCAGCAAGGUGCUUGAUUGGAUGUUGGGUAAAGGAAAGGCUGCUCUUUUAAAGAGGGCAGAGCUCAAGACUUUUGUGAAUUUUCAUGGGAAUGAGGCCGGGAAAGGAGGAGAUUUAACACAUGAUGAGACAACAAUCAUAACCGGUGCGCUUGAAUUGACUGAAAAGACUGCAAAAGAUGCCAUGACUCCCAUAUCAAAGGCAUUUUCCCUUGAUCUGGAUGCAACUCUAAAUUUGGAGACCCUAAAUUCAAUAAUGACAAUGGGUCAUAGUAGAGUCCCAGUUUAUGCGGGAGAGCGGACAAACAUUAUGGGACUUGUUCUGGUUAAAAAUCUCUUUAUGGUUGAUUCAAAGGCUGCAGUUCCUCUAAGAAAAAUGAUCAUCAGAAAAAUUCCUCGUGUUUCAGAGAAUAUGCCCCUCUAUGAUAUACUUAAUGAAUUUCAGAAGGGUCACAGUCAUAUUGCAGUUGUAUAUAGGGAUCUAAAUGAUAAAAAAGAAGCAUCCAAGAAAAUUAAAGAUGAGGAACAGCUUGAGUUUAAGGACAGCUGUAAGAACAAAGGAAAAAGCUCUCCCUUGGAUAAAGGUGCAAAGUUGGAGCCACGCAAUACUUUGACUGCUGGUGGUAAGAUUGAUGGCGGCCCACAGGUGAAAAAAGGUCCACCAGCAAUGCCUGCUUUUAAAAAGAGACACAGAGGUUGUUCAUAUUGCAUCCUGGACAUUGAUAAUGCUCCCCUGCCUGUGUUUCCACCCAACGAAGUGGUUGUUGGUGUUAUUUCGAUGGAGGAUGUAAUCGAAGAGCUUCUUCAGGAGGAAAUACUUGAUGAAACCGAUGAAUAUGUUAACAUCCAUAACAAGAUAAAAGUUAACAUGAAUGCUUCUAAGGAGAAGGCUUCUGGUGCAAAUUUGUUGCAGCCUUCUAAUUUAGCAGUUCAAGGACACACGCCAAGUAAUUCGAUUUCUACAGCUACUUCGGCAACGGGUUCACCAACCACCAUUGAUCAAAUCUCUGAAAGUGAGUCACUCAAGAAUCAAUAAUUCAUCCAAUUAGAAUAAUAACAGAAUAACAUAGGUUUCUGUUAAAAGGGCAGAACAGUAUAUAGCUUGUUGUAAACAAAAGUUUAUAUGACACUGUUAAUAUGCAGAAAAGAAUAUGAUGGUAGUGUUUGGUGCAUAGAACAAAACAGAACGUGUUCUAGUUCUGUUCUAUUAUCUUUGUUUUAACACUUUUGUAACUAGACUAAAACAUGUCGCUUUUUUUAUUCACAGAUUUAAUUCUGUUUUGAAAUGUAUUAAAUAUAUAACAGAACAGAUAUUAUGUUCCGUCUUGUUCUGACAUCUACAAAAUGAGUAAAAGGGAAGAUUUAAGAAUAA
Molecule: messenger RNA, 2009 nt
Organism: Cicer arietinum (chickpea)
Lineage: Eukaryota; Viridiplantae; Streptophyta; Magnoliopsida; Fabales; Fabaceae
Product: DUF21 domain-containing protein At1g47330
Biological process (GO): magnesium ion homeostasis; intracellular manganese ion homeostasis
Cellular component (GO): cytoplasm
Source: RefSeq, a predicted model, not a curated record